Messenger RNA from Moneuplotes crassus, 841 nucleotides. The record is from the annotation of a GenBank genome assembly. Lineage: Eukaryota; Ciliophora; Spirotrichea; Euplotida; Euplotidae.
UAAAAAAAUUAAACAGCACCCUUAAACCAAAUGGAGCAUAAAAACGAAAAGCUUGACUUGUUCUGCUCAGCUCUCAAAGAGUAUGUCAGUGGAGAAGAGUUCGGAGAUGUUGACCAGGAGAAAUAUGAAGAGAUGUUCGAGCAUGUCCCAUACAAGAACAGACAAUGGGCUGGAGAUGCCAUCCUAGAUACUCUCUUCGAAGCUGCUGGAGAGAAAAUGACUGAUGAUGGAGACAAAGAGAUCCUUGAGAAGCUUAAAGGACUUGUAAAGACCUAUGAGCAUGAAGCUAAGGACCCAGCCUCUUCAGUCCAGGAGACACUGUUCUUCCCAAGCGAAGACAAUGUCCAGACUCUGUGUGAGUACAUCAUGACUGCCAAGAGAAAUCUUAGGAUAUGUGUCUUCACUUUGACUAACAAUGAUAUUGCUAGAGCUGUACUUAACAGACAUAAUGAAGGAGUAAAGGUACAAAUGAUCUCGGAUGAUGAAUGUGCUAAGGCCAAGGGAAGCGACAUCGAGUAUCUCGCUAGCAAGGGAAUUGACAUCAGAACCGAUAACUCAGAGAGAAACCACAUGCACAACAAAUUCUGCAUCAUCGAUAACGAUGUUCUCUUAACAGGAUCCUUCAACUGGACAGUCCAAGCUGGUAAAGGAAAUCAAGAAAAUAUCUUGAUCACUGACCAACCCUUCUACAUCCAUGAGUACAAGGAAGAGUUCAAGAGACUCUGGGCUGAGUUCUCCGAUAACGAGGUCGAAGUUGACCAGCAUCGUAGCAGAGGAAAGAAAAGAUACAGCAGAAAGAAGGCCAAGUGGAACAACCAUAACUAGAUCCAUGUUUCAAUUA